AUGAGCGGUAGUAUCCACCGGUUCCUCUCACGGAGAGACAGGUCUCAUCGGCGCAAAGAUCUGUCCGGAUGGAGGUUAAAACAUGUUUCGGCCGAAUCUACGUCUGACUCCGCUCUCGCACAAACAUGGAAAUUGUUCUCUCCAGAACAAACAAAUGCUGAAAAUAACUGGCAGCAAGCCAAAGUGACAAAACAGCAGAUCGCUGAACUUACCCAGCGCGUGGUGGCUUAUGGUAUCCCAAUUGUUAGCAAACAGCAAUUCCGAUAUGCUCUUCAAUCUAAAUAUGCGGAUGGAGAUGUUGAAAAGGCGUUUGAACUUUUGGUGAUAAUUGAGGAUUCGAUUGAAGGUAUUCUUAGAACCUAUAGACCCAGUACCAAACUUCUCGGAGCCGUAAACAGGGAGGGGGUUACUUGCUACCUCGAUGCACUCCUGUUCGCAAUGUUCGCUCGCCUUGACUUCUUCGAAGGAGUUCUCUACAACACAUUUGAAGAUGAGCCUAGAAGGAAUCUUGUGAUAUUGUUGAGACUCUGGGUGAACCUGCUCCGAUCUGGGAAAUUAAUCACCACUGAUAUAACGAAACAGCUUCAAGAUGCGCUUGCUGCAUGCGGCUGGGCUGAUGCAGCAUUAUUGAGGCAACAAGAUGCAUCAGAAGCAUUUGCGUUCAUCACAGAAAAGUUAGAGUUGCCCUUGUUAACCCUGAAAAUGGAUAUCUUUCACACAGGCAAAGAGAAUGCGGGAGACGACCACAGAUUUAUAAACGAGAGACUUCUUGAAGUUGCCAUACCUCCUCCAAAAGAGGACGGGCCGGUUACCUUGGAGGAGUGUCUAGAAGCAUAUUUCAAUAAUCGAGUCGAGGUUAGACGGUUCCUUCAACAACAUAACACAUCACAUUCCGUUUCUUCCAUGGACUCCUUGUCAAAAGCAUACUCCACUCACGUCGAACAUGUGGAACUCGACGGCUCCGUUAGUUCGUCCUCUCAACUCUGCUCCUCUGGCCUGGCGCCAUUCCCCGAACUCACAGGAGAGCCGUCGCCGUUACCUGAUUCCCCGAUAUCCCCUGUACGUCCUCCAAGGGUUUACCGUACUUCCAGUAUUGUACGGGAACGGUUUUUCCCCGACAACGAUAACCUCAACGGCAAUUCUGAGGGAAGUAUGGCGCGGCCAGUAAAUAGACUCAGGAAAGGGAGCAUGCGAAAAGAGGUCUUGAUGCCUGCAUGGCAGAUAUUUAGUUUGAUUCCGUGGUACACAGAUAGUAUUCCCGCAAAUGACGCCGAAAUUGCGACGCACUUCUCGACUAAGAGGCCCAUAUUAGGAAUGUGUUUAAAACGAUAUUCGGUGUUGCCCGAUGGUAAAACUGUUCGGCUAAAUACCUAUGUCGAUAUCCCCACCGAAAUUGGUCUUCCUCACUUUAUCAAAGAUGAUAAUCUCGAAGACGAUGCCCCUCUUUUCGGAAAUUUCAAACUUUCUUUGCAAGCUGUGGUUUGCCAUCGAGGAACCUCUGUCGACUCGGGCCAUUAUAUUUCUCUUGUCAGGGGCACUUCUCUAGCCAAUUCCGGGUCUUCGUUAAGUGAAUGUUCACUUGCGGACAACUUGCCUUUCGGCCACAAUGAUUAUUGGCUCCGGUUCGAUGAUAUUGCCGAAGAGCGGAUCACGAUUACUCAUAUUGAGAGAGCAUUAAAAGAUGAAUCCCCAUACCUCUUAUUUUAUCAAAUCCUUCCCAUUGAUGCCGAUCCCGCCGAUUCAUGUCCACCGCCUUAUGAAGAAUCGGAUAGAUACGGCGAUAUAUUGUUUGAGAAGGGUAUAUAUAAAGCUAUACACUCUAGCUCGAACGGUGAUUCGCAAGAACUAACUCGGCUAGAUCCGUCGAUAGAGGAUCCGGACUGGCUGCAGGUGAAGCCGCCAGAUGAGACCGCCUCGAAUGGAACAUGCGAUAUCUCCCAGAGUAUCUCCAAAUCUUCUCAGAAGAGAAGCCAGUCUCGGAACAAAUCCAGUUCGUCUGAAAAGAAACUGAGUGCUGCGUUGUCCUAUCUAUCCCGCAGGAAGAGUGCCGAGCCGCUUUCGGCAUCACCAAGCACGGAAAGUACCAACAGUAGACCGCAGAGACAUUCGGAAGAUAUGUCGAGGGCUAUUGAAAGCAAUAUCCGACCGAUGCGAAGUGGGAAAGUGACACAGCCUGACAGGGAAUGUGUUGUGAUGUAA
Uncinocarpus reesii 1704 is the source of this 2199-nucleotide messenger RNA. RefSeq lists its product as uncharacterized. Gene Ontology annotation, biological process: protein deubiquitination. The coding region runs from base 1 to 2199 and encodes 732 amino acids. Gene Ontology annotation, cellular component: cytosol; nucleus. The record is from RefSeq and is a predicted model, not a curated record. Lineage: Eukaryota; Fungi; Ascomycota; Eurotiomycetes; Onygenales; Onygenaceae. The transcript has 5 exons. Gene Ontology annotation, molecular function: cysteine-type endopeptidase activity; cysteine-type deubiquitinase activity.